GCGGGCCCGCCUCCGCCGGCUAGGUGAAGGUGAGAGUCUCCUCCAGCAGGCUCAGCUAGACCAGACCCAGCAGGUUAAGGCCCGCGGUGGAAGUUCUCGGCUCACUCGAGCUCUCUCGAUAUGGCGCCUCCGUCAGUCUUUACCGAGGUUCCGCAGGCCCAGCCAGUCCUUGUCUUUAAGCUCAUUGUCGACUUCCGAGAGGAUCCGGAUCCCCGCAAGGUCAACCUAGGAGUGGGAGCUUAUCGCACGGAUGACUGCCAGCCCUGGGUUUUGCCUGUAGUGAGGAAGGUGGAGCAGAAGAUUGCUACGGACAGCAGCCUUAACCACGAGUAUCUGCCGAUCCUGGGCCUACCCGAGUUCCGGUCCCAUGCUUCUCGCCUUGCCCUUGGGGAUGACAGCCCAGCUCUCCGGGAGAAGCGGGUAGGAGGUGUGCAGUCUUUGGGGGGAACAGGUGCACUUCGAAUUGGAGCCGAGUUCUUAGCGCAGUGGUACAAUGGAACAAACAACAAGGACACACCUGUUUAUGUGUCCUCACCAACCUGGGAUAAUCAUAAUGGUGUAUUUUCUGCUGCUGGAUUUAAAGACAUUCGGUCCUAUCGCUAUUGGGAUGCAGCAAAGAGAGGACUUGACCUUCAGGGUUUCCUGAGUGAUCUGGAGAAUGCUCCUGAGUUUUCCAUCUUCAUCCUCCAUGCCUGUGCGCACAAUCCCACCGGGACCGACCCAACUCCGGAGCAGUGGAAGGAGAUUGCCGCCGUCAUGAAGCGCCGGUUUCUGUUCCCCUUCUUUGACUCAGCCUAUCAGGGCUUCGCAUCUGGAGACCUAGAGAAGGACGCCUGGGCCGUUCGCUAUUUUGUGUCUGAAGGAUUCGAGCUCUUCUGUGCCCAGUCCUUCUCCAAGAACUUCGGGCUCUACAAUGAGCGAGUGGGGAAUCUGACCGUGGUUGCAAAAGAAGCUGAUAGCAUCCUGCGGGUCCUUUCCCAGAUGGAGAAGAUCGUGCGAAUUACUUGGUCCAAUCCCCCUGCUCAGGGAGCGCGAAUCGUGGCCACUACGCUCUCUAACCCCGAGCUCUUUAAGGAAUGGAUAGGUAAUGUGAAGACAAUGGCUGACCGGAUUCUGUCCAUGAGAUCUGAACUCAGGGCACGGUUAGAAGCCCUCAAGACCCCUGGAACCUGGAACCACAUCACCGAGCAAAUUGGAAUGUUCAGCUUCACCGGGUUGAACCCCAAGCAGGUUGAAUAUCUGAUCAGAGAAAAGCACAUCUAUCUGAUGCCAAGUGGUCGGAUCAACAUGUGUGGCUUAACCACCAAAAAUCUAGAAUACGUGGCCACCUCCAUCCAUGAAGCAGUCACCAAAAUCCAGUGAAGAAGCAUCACCCAAAUCAGCACCACCAAAGCAGUUCUCGAUCCUGUGUGUUCCCUGCCUGCACAAACCUAGUUGUAUAUACAUCACAGAUUAGAGACUACGAUGGACUGCAGGUGGCCCCUGUUUAAACUGGCCCGAUGUGAAGGGAACACCCGUUAAAAAAAAAUGCUGGCCUGGGAUUAGAGCCCUUUUGGAGGUCAGAGAAAAGUAAGAUUUCUUUUGAAGAAGAAUAAAGUACUUUGAUCAUGAGUUGUAGAUAACUUGCCCCCUUGCUAGAAGCAGGAGGGUGGCCUGUGUUGCUUGUGUGCUUCUUUGUGUUGCUUGACUCUGUACAAAGUCUGGUCCCAAAGAUCAAGUUGUCUGAAGAGCCCCGUGUGAUUGUGGGUUUUGGCUGUGUCAUUAAAACUCAUCACCUCCACUCAGAGUGUCUGUCUCCCUGCUCGUUCUGCAUGGGUGUGUCCCUAGCCCUAAGCUUUAGUUCUUUAGGGCAACCAUGGAAAGAAAUAUAUUUACAUUUCACACACACACACUUAAUUGAAAUAAACAUUUCAUAGAACCGUAUUUACCCUUGCUCUGUGUAGUACAUUCUGAUAUUUCAGUCCAUCGUAUUCUAUUGUGUUCUGUUUCCCUGAAGAAAUAAAAGUGCUGAUUGAGACCUAAA
Messenger RNA from Pteropus alecto (black flying fox), 2023 nucleotides. RefSeq names its product glutamic-oxaloacetic transaminase 1 (gene GOT1). Gene Ontology annotation, molecular function: L-aspartate:2-oxoglutarate transaminase activity; pyridoxal phosphate binding. The transcript has 9 exons. Gene Ontology annotation, cellular component: cytosol. The record is from RefSeq and is a predicted model, not a curated record. Bases 121 to 1362 code for a protein of 413 amino acids. Gene Ontology annotation, biological process: L-aspartate biosynthetic process. Lineage: Eukaryota; Metazoa; Chordata; Mammalia; Chiroptera; Pteropodidae.